GUUUUUACUUUUGAAGUUUUGAAGUUUCAGAGCACACUUGCAAGUUACAAUGGCAGAAGAAACAAUCCCUCAACCGGCUGACAACAAUCAGGAGGUGACCAACGCCGAAGACAUGGAAUUGGAGAACACAGAGCCCGGAGCAGAGCCGAAAGGAUCAAAUGAUGAAGCAAAUGAGGCUGCAAAAGUGACCAAUGGCGAUGCAAAUUCGAAGCGGGAGAGGGACGAAGAAAGCGCCGAUGGCAGCGUCGAAGAGGCGAAGAAGCAGAAGAUGGAGAAGUCAGUUGAAGAGGGAAGGAUUGAGAAGGCGCAAGGAGACGGGAAGGGAGAGGAGGAGCCCGGUCCUGUGACUAUAGGCCCUAAGAGCUUUCGAUCGUCGAGGGAAUUGUUUGAUCACUUCUAUAAAUUCCUCCACCACUGGCCUGCCUACUUGAACGUGAACCAGUACGAGAAGAUGAUGUUGCUGGAUUUGCUGAAGAAGGGGCAUGCAGAACCAGAGAAAAAGAUAGGGUGUGGUAUUCAUUCUUUCCAAAUUCGAAACCAUCCUAUUUGGAAAAACAAGUGCUUCUUCCUCAUUCGGGAGGACGAGUCUGUUGAUGACUUCAGCUUCAGAAAGUGUGUGGAUCAUAUCCUUCCCCUUCCUGAAAACCUCAAAGGUAGAUCUGAUGCAAACAAGGCAUUCGGCGGUGGCAAGCACCGCGGUGGCAGUGGUGGUGGAGGACGAGGCGGGGGUGGUGGUGGCCGUGGAAGAGGAGGAGGAGGGGGUAGGUGGAGAAACUGAUGGUUUUGCUAACUUCUUUUGAGUUUCACCACAAUUGGACCCAGUCGUCUUCCUGCAAAGAAUUCCCCAGAAAAUCCCAACCAAUGUCGCCCUUGGCCUUGAGUUCGAGGAAUAAUUUGUUUAAAUGCUUUCUCUUGAAUAUUAUCUAAGAUUCUUUAUUAAUUUUGUAGUUGAAUAGUGGUUCCUUUGAUUCUUUAAUUUAGUGAUAUUUUUCUUCUUUUAAA
Cucurbita pepo subsp. pepo (vegetable marrow) is the source of this 1002-nucleotide messenger RNA. RefSeq lists its product as uncharacterized. The record is from RefSeq and is a predicted model, not a curated record. Lineage: Eukaryota; Viridiplantae; Streptophyta; Magnoliopsida; Cucurbitales; Cucurbitaceae. Gene Ontology annotation, cellular component: chloroplast; nucleus. Gene Ontology annotation, biological process: chloroplast rRNA processing; nucleologenesis; chloroplast organization.